AGAAUUCAGUAUUAAGCCAGAGCUGCUCGCGUUAGGUGCUCGCGAGCUGAAUUUCCGCUGACCCCCGAACCCAACCACUCCCAACUAUUAUAUCAACAAUACAAACAAACAAACAAACAAAGGAACUUGAUAUCCCGACACCGCCUGACACCGUCGCCAAGGAGCAAAUUCUGGAGAAGAUGAGCAGCAAGGUGACCUUUGCCUUCGACAGCAACCCAUUGGGGGUCUAUCAAGCCGGUCAGCUAAUCUCCGGCACUGCGGAACUGGUCACCGAGCGUCCAAAAACCAUUCGAUCGAUCUUUAUAACCAUAAACGGUUAUGGCGAGACGCGAUGGCAAGAGAGCGAGGAGCGGGUGGGCGAGGACGGGAAGCCAACCAAGACACUGGUGACAUACACAACCACCGAGGUCUACUAUAGCACUGACCAGCCGGUGUACGGGCAAGCCGGCGGAUCCCAGCUGGAGCUGCCCAUGGGCAAGUACGUCUUUCCCUUCCGGACCACUAUACCGCCCAAUGCGCCCACUUCCUUCAACGGAGCCCACGGUCAGAUCAAGCAUGAGGUCACCCUGACCAUCGAUCGCGCCGUGCGCUACAACAAUACCUUCAAGCAGUGCUUUUCGGUGAUCCUGCCACACGAUCUCAACAAGCGUCAGGAGUAUAAGGAACCCUUAAAGCGUCUGGAGUCAAAGAGCUUUUGGUGGGGCUCGAUCUUCGGUGCCCACAAACCAAUGAUCAUGGACGUAAGCACCUCGUACUCAGCCUACGUGCCCGGUCAAAAGAUCCACUUCCAUCUGGUGCUGGACAACCAGUCGGAUGUGCAAUGCAUGGAUGUGAAGGUGCGUCUGCUCAAGAACGUUUCGUAUCGGGCCAAUUCCUCCGGGGCAAAGGAGCAGCUCAAGGUCACCGAAACCAGGGUGGCGGACAAACAUUGCGGUGAGGUGCUGAAGCACAACAAGGCCAAGUUCGACGAGUUCCUGAUGGUGCCACCGACCACUCCGUCCACACAAAGCGAAAAGGAUCCCAUUCGGGUUGGCUACACACUCCGUUUUAUUGCCAAGACCUUCAAGUUGCAUGGAGGCGGGGAUCUGGUUAUGGACUUUCCACUAACCAUUGGCACAGUGCCGCUGAUGGGAAGUGCCGAUGACACGGGUCCAGAAGAGGCGGAGAAGUCCACGCCCAGUGGAAACUCUCAUCCAGGUUCUCCCAACUUCCAGGAAGACGUUAGUGACGAACAAUUCGAGUCCAAUAGUUUUAAGCCACGAUAUCCCGUCUACCCCUUCGAUGGAAAGCCGGGAACAAAUGGAGCCAUUGGGGCAGCUAAUCCACCCAGUCUCUAUCCCAAUGUGGUGGACGCACCACAUGCUACUCCUGUUAAAUUUACACCGAAUCCUGUGACGCCAGCCUCACAGAAAUCCCCACCAUAUCCGACCAAUACUCCUGCCGCUGCUGCUGCUCCAGGUGGCAAUAUCGAGGUGCUUGGAUUCAGCAUUCCACCUGACUAUAAGCCCACGCCCAGUGCUCCAGCCGAUGCUCAAUCCGGAGGAAUUGGGUGGAAAUAGGGACCACUGAUAAACCGUUUUGUAUUUUACUUUUUAAGCCAUUUU
Messenger RNA from Drosophila gunungcola (fruit fly), 1604 nucleotides. RefSeq names its product arrestin domain-containing protein 1. The record is from RefSeq and is a predicted model, not a curated record. Gene Ontology annotation, cellular component: cytoplasm. The transcript is spliced from 4 exons. Bases 180 to 1559 code for a protein of 459 amino acids. NCBI's taxonomy places the organism in Eukaryota, Metazoa, Arthropoda, Insecta, Diptera, Drosophilidae. Gene Ontology annotation, biological process: protein transport.